Grammomys surdaster is the source of this 2605-nucleotide messenger RNA. It is a transcript of the gene Tgm3, whose product is annotated as transglutaminase 3. The transcript has 13 exons. The record is from RefSeq and is a predicted model, not a curated record. NCBI's taxonomy places the organism in Eukaryota, Metazoa, Chordata, Mammalia, Rodentia, Muridae. Gene Ontology annotation, biological process: peptide cross-linking. The coding region runs from base 49 to 2130 and encodes 693 amino acids. Gene Ontology annotation, molecular function: protein-glutamine gamma-glutamyltransferase activity.
UCUCUGUCAUUCCCAGAGGAGCCCCAGGAAAGGCAGAAGAAGCCCAACAUGAGUGCUUUAGAGGUCCAAAACAUCAACUGGCAGAUGCCUGCUAAUCGAAGGGCACAUCACACAGACAAGUUCUCCAGCAAGGAACUGAUCGUGCGGAGAGGACAGCCCUGGGAGAUGAUACUAGUCGGCAACCGGAGUCUCGCGUCUGGAGAGGAUCUGAAUUUCAUCGUUUCCACGGGUCCCCAACCCUCUGAGUCAGCCAGGACCAAGGCUGUAUUUUCUAUCUCCGAGAGAAACACAGGUGGCUGGAGCGCAGCACUCAAAGCCAACAAUGGCAAUAAUCUGGUCAUUGCUAUUUCCAGUCCUGCCAGUGCUCCCAUCGGAUUGUACACACUGAGUCUUGAGAUCUCCUCCAGAGGCAGGGUCUCCUCUCUGAGACUCGGCACAUUCAUAAUGCUCUUCAACCCAUGGCUUCAAGCGGAUGAUGUCUUUAUGAGUAACCAUGCUGAAAGAUACGAGUAUGUUGAGGAAGAUGCUGGCAUCAUCUACGUGGGCAGCGCAGAUCGAAUUGGCAUGUUUGGCUGGAACUUUGGACAGUUUGAAGAAGACAUUCUGAGCAUCUGUCUCGCCAUUUUGGAUAGGAGUCUGAAUUUCCGUCGUGACCCUGUGACUGAUGUGGCCCGCAGAAAUGACCCCAAAUAUGUUUGCCGGGUGCUAAGUGCCAUGAUUAAUGGCAAUGACGACAACGGUGUUAUUUCCGGGAACUGGAGCGGUAAUUACUCCGGUGGCGUGGACCCAAGGACCUGGAAUGGUAGUGUGGAGAUCCUCAAGAAUUGGAAAAAAUCUGGCUUCAGGCCUGUCCAAUUUGGCCAGUGCUGGGUCUUUGCUGGGACCCUCAACACAGUGCUGCGGUGCUUUGGGAUUCCCUCUCGGGUGAUCACCAACUUCAACUCAGCUCACGACACAGAUAGCAACCUCAGUGUGGAUGUGUACUACGACACCAUGGGAAAUCCCCUGGAGAAGGGCAGUGAUAGCGUGUGGAAUUUUCAUGUCUGGAAUGAAGGCUGGUUUGUGAGGAAUGACCUAGGACCUGCAUACAAUGGAUGGCAGGUGCUGGAUGCCACCCCCCAGGAGAGAAGCCAAGGUGUGUUCCAGUGUGGCCCAGCUUCCGUCAACGCAAUCCGAGAAGGUGAGGUGAAUCUGAAUUAUGACAUGGUCUUCAUCUUCGCGGAGGUUAGCGCUGACCGCAUCACUUGGAUCUAUAAUAAGAAAGAUGGCAGCCAGAAGCAGAAUUCUGUGGACACUCACUCCAUUGGCAAAUACAUCAGCACCAAGGCAGUGGGCAGCAACUCUCGCAUGGAUGUCACAGUCAAGUACAAGAAUCCAGAAGGUUCCAAGGAGGAAAGACAAGUACAGGAAAAGGCUUUGAGCAAACUCAAACCUAAUGCAACUUUCGGUCCAACGUCUUCAAGGAAUUCGGAAGGGGAAGAAAAGGAGCCCAGCAUUUCUGGGAAGUUCAAGGUCACUGGGGCACUGGCAGUAGGCAAAGAAGUCAGUCUGUCUCUGACGCUCAAAAACAUGACUAGUGAUAGGAAGACAGUGACAAUGAACAUGACAGCUUGGACCAUCGUCUACAACGGUACCCUUGUUCACGAAGUAUGGAAGGACUCUGCCACAAUAUCCUUGGAGGCUGAAGAAGAAAUACAGUAUCCUGUGAAGAUCGCAUACUCUCAGUAUAGUAGAUACCUGAAGGCAGACAACAUGAUCCGGGUCACAGCCGUAUGCAAGGUGCCUGAUGAGGCCGAGGUGGUGGUGGAGCGGGAUGUCAUCCUGGACAACCCUGCUUUGACCCUGGAGGUGCUGGACCAGGCUCAGGUGCAGAAGCCUGUGAUCGUGCGGAUGCUUUUCUCCAACCCCCUGGAUGAACCAGUAAAGAACUGUGUGCUGAUGGUGGAGGGCAGCGGCCUGCUUCGUGGCAGCCUCAGAAUUGAUGUCCCAGCCCUGCGCCCCAAGGAGAAGUCCCGGGUCCGAUUUGAGAUUUUUCCCACUCGGAGUGGCACCAAGCAACUGCUUGCCGACUUUUCCUGCGAUAGAUUCCCUGCAAUCAAGGCCAUGCUGCCCAUUGAUGUGUCCGAGUGACCUACCCAUCGGCACUCCCACAGACCUGGGUAACGCAGACCAGACAGCGCUCUCCUGUGGAGUGAAACUGUUGUCUAUGCUGUCCAGCCUGAGAAGCCCUCCGUGUCUCCAUGGCUGCCAGAUAUGGACUUCUAGCAAGCCUCCCCCAAACUCAACCCCCUUCACUUCAAGCUAGGCCAGGUCCCCCCUGGUCUGGGACUUGAUCAGUUUUGCACAUUUCCUGAUUGCUUCCCUUGGAGAUGGCCUGUUCUGUGAACCCUUGACCCCGCUGAUUCCUUAUACCCGGCAAUGCUGUACACAGAGCAGCACCGGAGCUCAACACAUAUUGGGAAGAAGCCAGCCUGGACUGCUUGCUGAUCCUAGUCUGCAAUUUGGAUACCCUGUUCCUCCCUCAGCCUCCAUGGAAGGCAGGGAGUAGUCACAUACCACACCACUCACAUCCUUACAGUCAAAAUAAAUGCCAAACAAGUGCAAU